Messenger RNA from Boeremia exigua, 654 nucleotides. RefSeq names its product endoplasmic reticulum vesicle protein 25 precursor. The record is from RefSeq and is a predicted model, not a curated record. Gene Ontology annotation, cellular component: endoplasmic reticulum; endoplasmic reticulum-Golgi intermediate compartment; COPII-coated ER to Golgi transport vesicle. NCBI's taxonomy places the organism in Eukaryota, Fungi, Ascomycota, Dothideomycetes, Pleosporales, Didymellaceae. Bases 1 to 654 code for a protein of 217 amino acids. The transcript is spliced from 2 exons. Gene Ontology annotation, biological process: intracellular protein transport; Golgi organization; endoplasmic reticulum to Golgi vesicle-mediated transport.
AUGGAUCGGAUAAUGCGCCUUCUCACAUUGCUGAUCGCCGUCAUUGCGCCGCUCACAGCCGCCCUGAAAUUCGACCUGCACCCCGUGUCGCCGCACGACGCCGCCAAGUACGAGCGAUGCGUCCGCAACUUUGUCGCGAAGGAGCAGCUCGUAGUCGUCACAGCUAUUUUGGAUGGAUACAGGGGUGACGGCCAGAAGGUUGACAUGCACAUCCGUGAUGCCAUGGGCAACGACUACCACAGGCCGAAGGAUGUCGUCGGCGAGAACCGCUACGCCUUCACUUCGCACGCCGACUCCGCCUUUGAUGUGUGCUUCGAGAACAUCUACUCGGGCGCACAAACCAACACCAACCCCCGCCACGUUGAGCUGGACAUUGACAUCGGCGCCGACGCCAAGGACUGGAGCGCCAUCCAGGCUGACGAGAAGCUGAAGCCCGUCGAGGCCGAGCUGAGGAGGAUCGAGGAGGUUGUCGGCGAGAUUGUCGUUGAGAUGGACUACCUGCGGGCUCGUGAGCAGAAGCUGAGAGACACCAACGAGAGCACCAACGAGCGCGUCAAGUGGUUCGCAUUCGGCACAAUGGGCAUGCUGGUCGGUCUGGGCGCGUGGCAGGUCGUCUACCUGAGGGCGUACUUCAGGAGCAAGCACCUCAUCUAG